AUGGCAAUCUGUGGGAGAAGAAAUAGCUCGCCCCCUCGAAUGUUCGUCUUCCUUUUCCUCCUUAUGUUGUGCGUUGUGUCAUAUUAUUGGAAGAAGAACAGAAGCUGGAGUCCAAAUGCUAACCGAAAGAAACUUCCCACUCCUUUUUGCAAAGGCCGGUUAGCUGACGGUACAAUCACCCCACUCCGGGAUCAACACAGCUUUAUCGUCACCCCUUAUUUCGACAAACGAGAGGGGAACCUCGUCCGUGUUCUGAGCAUUAUCCACCAUCAAAAAGUCCAGGAACUUUACUGCAGCUUUUGCUGUGAAAAGAGCCAGGCGAUUCGGGUGGUAAAAGGAGAGAUUGAUCUCCACCGAGACCGUUUUGACUUCCCGUACAGCACAGCAGAUGUGUUGUGCCUUCAGCCAGAAGACUGCCAUGCUAAGUUCAUCUCUGUUCACCCCUCCGCUGAGUUGGAGUCAACCCACCUGCCCCUAUUUCCCAUCCGGAACAUCCACCCGGAGAUGCCCUCUCUGGACUUCACCAUCUGCAUGUCGACCAUGUUUGGGAACUACGAUAACGUCUUGCAGUUUGUACAGUCCAUGGAGCUGUACAGUCUCCUGGGGGUCCAAAAGGUGACAAUUUACAAGAACAGUUGCAGCCCGCUCAUGGACAAAGUCCUAGAUUAUUAUAUCUCCAAAGGCAUCGUGGAAAUUAUUCCCUGGCCCAUCCAUUUGUACCUGAACGUAUCGUCGCAUUGGCAUUACUCCAUGGAAAAGAAAGAUCUUGGCUACUACGGGCAACUAACGGCCUUGAACGACUGUAUUUACUAUAACAUGUAUAAAAGCAAAUAUCUUCUGCUUAUUGAUCCCGAUGAAUUCAUUCUCCCCAGGAUGGAUGCUGACUGGAAGUCCCUCAUGCAAAGAUUGGAAAAGGAAUAUCCAGGAACUGGGGUUUUCCUCUUUGAAAACCGGGUCUUCCGUCGGACGGUGUUCUCCAAGACUCCCUUCAACUUCUUGGCCUGGACAACGGUGCCAGGAAUUAAUGUCUUUGAACAUAUCCACAGGGAACCCAAAGACAUUCGCAAUUUCAACAACAUGAAAAUGAUUCUGGAUCCAACUACAGUCAUUCAGACCUCAGUCCAUUCUCCUCUCAAGCAGCUUGGAGCCUCCGUUCAAGUUUCAAAUCAUAUCGCCUUUAACUUCCAUUGCAGGAUCCCCGAACGUAUUAAUGUGGCCGAUAGUGAUUUGAUUCGGGACCCAAUAUUCUGGAGUUACAACAAAACUUUGAUUCCAAAAGUGAGCGAUGUCUUGCUUGAAGCCGGUGUUUUAGGAGCCAGUGACACAGCUCAAAACCAAAAAAAUUGA
Molecule: messenger RNA, 1347 nt
Organism: Protobothrops mucrosquamatus (brown spotted pit viper)
Lineage: Eukaryota; Metazoa; Chordata; Lepidosauria; Squamata; Viperidae
Exons: 1
Coding region: 1-1347 (448 amino acids)
Source: RefSeq, a predicted model, not a curated record